Messenger RNA from Vitrella brassicaformis, 1741 nucleotides. The record is from the annotation of a GenBank genome assembly. NCBI's taxonomy places the organism in Eukaryota, Vitrellaceae.
GAUGGAAUUAUGCAACGCGUGUGCACGUGCUGGAAUUGUUGGUCUAUGUAUGUGUGUGGGUCUUGACAAGUCUCACGACACACGCACCAAACGCCGGAAAUAACACAGCGCACGGCAUCCAUCCAUCCAUCGAUCCAUCUUGCCAGACUGCAGCCUGUACAGAGAGUGAUGGCGGCAUCAGACAACGAUAGAGCUACCGCACAGCCAGUAAGUACGCUACGCUACACGAGCAGCACCGCAUUGAUGCAGCCAUCCAACUCGGGAUUGUUGGUCACCUGCGCAUACUUGGCUGCAGUGCACACACACACAAGGAAGAAAAUGGCCCAACCCCGUCCAUGCUCGCUUCACCUGACUUGACUUACCCCAGACGACUUUGCCGGUUUGCGUGACGAGGCCCAAGUCGCUCACAUUCACCUCGAUGAUCGCACCUGACCCAAUCCGCACACACACACAGGCCCACACACAUCAACAGGCACCCUCAUGCACCUCCCUCCCUCCCUCCGUCUCCCUCUUCCCGACCCGACACACACCCACGCACCCUUUGUGAUGACGCCGAGCGAUGUGUAGAGGUGGCUCUGUGGGUUUUUCUUGACGCCCACAAUGUCGAGUUGGAAGGUGGUCUUGAGGUCGGGGUGCGUCACGUGGGCCUUUUUGUACCGAAGGCCGCUCGGACGGAUGUACCGCUCGUACUUGGGCGGCUUACGCGUGAACUCCUCGCCGACGUAACACGCCUUGUUGAUGACGCGCUUCCACAUCUUCUCUGAUCGAUGGAUAUAUGGACCAAAGGGAUGGAUGGCAGCAAGGGAUAAUGGAAAUGACAAAGGGGGUGAGGUGAAGGCAUGUUCUCGGUUUGUGUUGGUUUGCGUACUUUUCCUUUUGCCGGAUCUCAUGAUUUUGAACAUUUCGUCUUCGCUGAGUGCCUUGACCUUUGGGAUGGGGACCUGCCACUUGCCCGCCUUCUCCUUCCGCUUCUGCUUGAUCAUGUUGCUCAACACCUAAAUGAACAUUGCCACAUACGACACCACACACAGAGAGAGAGGGGGCGUGCACGCGUGUGGUACACACAGGUGUGUUCGUCUGCAGCACUCCUUCACCUUAGUGCGUGAGAUGUUUUCCCUGUCGAGGAGGUAAGCGGGGAUGGCGCCCUCGGGGACCUUCUCCUCCUUCUGCUUGGCGUCCUUCUCCUCGUGCAUCUUCAAUCUGACCAACCAACCACAGACACACACAACACACAUCCAGGUGGUCUAACAGAUAUGCUGUGUGUGCAUCUAUCCAUUCAUCCGUCCGUGUGGUGUACGUACGUCUUUUUCAUUUGGACUUUCUCGGCGUAUCGUUUCCUGUUGUAGAGCUUGGCCUUGAUGUCGCGCAGCCUCUGCGCUAUCUGGGACUUCUUGUGCGGCUCCCGACCCUCCUUCUUACGCCUGACACACAGACAGACAACAGACAGCCACACAAACACCACACCCGAUUCUCAUCUUGCUGCCCGCAGCUGCUGCACGACUGACUUUUUCUCGAAGUGGUCGAGGCGGUAUCCGAACCGCUUCCUGUGCUGCUCGAUGUACUCGUUCUGCGGCAUGGCGGAUGGAUGGAUAGACGAACGCGUCAGCCGCUUGCCGACACAGAUCAGCUGAGGCGACGCGACAAAGAUGGCAAUCCGUAUAGACAAAGAUGGCAAUCCGUAUAGAUUCCUCUCGGUUGUGCAGUCACCCAAGCAGCUUCACCGGGAGAGGGAGAGGCACGG